UCUGCCACUAUAUUACCUAGGUUGUAUAUUGGCCUUCUAAACCCGGUCGUUCCUUCUGCAUGGAACUCGGGGAUCUCAGUCUCCCUCCGGAUAUUAGUCGCGCUCCUUUCAAUUGCACGGGAUUUCUUUGAACUGCUGUUCUGAUGGUCCCGAGGUCUGCUCCCGAAAUGAUGACGAGGAGAUGGUGAUAGCUUGAGCCUUGAGGACUUGGGCCCACCAGCACAUUAAAGCGCACCGGCACAGCCCUAUUUAUAAAUAAACAAGCUUAUACCUAUUCAAUUUUUUCAUCCUAUUUCCCUUACAUCUUCUCCCCCCCCUUAUUUUACCGCGAAUCUUCUAUCGCCAGCAUGUCUUCGGCCGUCUCGAAUCACAAUGGCACCGCAGUCUUCAGGCCACGUGCCGUACCGGAUGAUGCGUUGCUCUCCUCCCAGGUGGAAAAGCUAGAAAACGAGUCUAGCGGCAGCACGACUCCAAUUCCCGAAGAUGCUCCUCCCUCUGUGUUUUCGAUAUCCACGGCCAGAAAACAAGCCAGAGCUCGAAACCGGCUCUUCUACACCAUCAACUAUAUCCCCCGUGUAUCCCAUUUUGAUCCACGGAGCGACUACCAUAACUUCCGCGGCUUCUUCACUCUCUUCUGGAUCGGGUUGUUUAUCAUGGUUGUUACCACAGUGCUGCGGAAUAUCAAGGAUACUGGCUAUCCCUUGAGAGUUAGGGUGUGGAGCCUUUUGACUGCAAACGUGUGGGAAAUGGGCUUUAGCGAUCUUGCUAUGGUGGGGAGUAGCAUGCUAGUUGUACCACUCCAUUUUCUCUCUAGAAGCGGAAUAAGCUUUCUACGCUGGGAAAGAGGGGGUAUUAUCCUUCAAAGUCUUUUUGAAGCAGCUUGGCUAGUUCUAUGGAUCAAAUGGCCAUUCAUGCUACGCUGGACGUGGACAGCUCAGGUCUUUUUUACCCUCCACACCCUGACAAUCCUUAUGAAGAUCCAUUCCUAUGCUUUCUACAACGGCCAUCUCAGUGCGACAGAGCGUCGUCUCUCCGCCUUGGAUAAGCCUGGCUCCUUCUCAUUAGACGCAGCCGUCCGAUAUCCAGAAGUAACCACUCGCCAACAGCCACCGCGACGAGCUAGCCAUGGACGAUCGAAUUCAAUCGUUGAUCUGCGUGACGAUCUAGCUACGGAGCUGACAUCUCCCAUGGGCAAUGUCACAUAUCCGCAGAACCUCACAGCCGCCAACUAUAUCGACUUUCUCUUUUGUCCCACCCUGUGCUACGAGCUGGAGUACCCUCGGAGCAAAGAUAGACAGUGGAUGGAGGUCGGCUUAAAGAGCCUGGCUGUUUUUGGAUGUAUAUUCCUAUUGACUCUUACAAGCGAAGAGUUUAUCGUGCCCGUCUUAAGUGAAGCUGGCAGUCAACUUCAUACUGUCAAAAGUUUCUCAGACAAGGCCCUCAUCAUGGCGGAAGCAAUUAGCAUGCUGCUUUUUCCCUUCAUGAUUACCUUCCUGCUCGUAUUCCUGGUCAUCUUCGAGUAUGUCUUGGGCGCCUUUGCAGAGCUGACAUGCUUUGCUGACCGCCACUUUUACUCGGAUUGGUGGAAUUCCUGCGAUUGGCUUGAAUUCUCACGCGAGUGGAACAUCCCUGUCCACCAUUUCCUCCGCCGCCAUGUCUACUUCUCCUCUCUUUCUCACUUCUCUCAGCCCGUAGCGAUGUUCAUCACGUUUUUGGUUAGCUCCAUCUUCCACGAACUCGUGAUGAGCUGUAUUACCAAGAAGUUGCGCGGAUACGGGUUCCUCGCUAUGAUGCUCCAGCUACCUAUCAUUGCCAUCCAAAAGUCCAAGUACUUCCGUGAUAAGACAACUCUCAACAACGUGUUCUUUUGGCUCUCAAUGAUCUUCGGUCUUUCUCUAAUGUGUACAUUAUACGUUCUUGUCUAAGAAAGGAACAAAUAUCCAAGCAGGCAAGCAAGUCCUCGAGCAUUUUCCAUAUACCCAACACUCUAUAUUCAUUGUUUUCUUAUAAUUAUUCAUUAUCCAUACCCGUCUUUCGUUCCAAGACGCCUUCAUAAUCAUUAUCGUUUCUGAAUUGAAUUAAUUCUUCCCUCUUACCACUCGAGUUCGACUUUGCUUUGCUUUAACCUAACCCCCCCCCCC
Aspergillus ochraceoroseus IBT 24754 is the source of this 2141-nucleotide messenger RNA. RefSeq names its product putative sterol o-acyltransferase (APE2). Lineage: Eukaryota; Fungi; Ascomycota; Eurotiomycetes; Eurotiales; Aspergillaceae. The record is from RefSeq and is a predicted model, not a curated record. The coding region runs from base 348 to 1925 and encodes 525 amino acids. Gene Ontology annotation, biological process: ergosterol metabolic process. The transcript is spliced from 6 exons. Gene Ontology annotation, molecular function: ergosterol O-acyltransferase activity. Gene Ontology annotation, cellular component: endoplasmic reticulum membrane.